UGGGAGUUUAGCGUAGGGCAAAUCACAGACAGGUUUCGGCAAUCUGAGUGGUCCCAAGAUGACAACAUAAACUCAGUGCUCCCACCCGGACACUGACAAGUAGGGGGCAUCAUGCCGAGCUCCCUCCUGUGGGCUGUUGAUGUGUACGGGAGGGUUUACAGUCUUUCGACAGCGGGACAGCAGUGGGAACAUUGUCGCGAGGCCCAUUUGGAGUUCAAGCGCAUCACAGCUGUGCAGCAGUGUUGCUGGAGCAUCGCCUGUGAUCACAACAUCUACCUGAACGUCCAUGCCAGUGAUGUGCCCAUCCGCUACCAAGAGGACACAUAUGAAAACCAGAGGUGGAACCCAGUCGAUGGCUUCUCAGACCGGUUGUUGCCCAGUGACCGAUGGCAGUGGAGUGAUGUCACCGGGCUGAAGCACCAGCCUCUGGGCGACUUUCAGCUGCCCUCUGAGAACUGGGAGUGGGAAGGGGACUGGUAUGUGGAUGAAAACUUUGGAGGAGAACCCACAGAGAAAGGGGGAUGGACAUAUGCCAUUGAUUUUCCAGCUAACUACACAAAAGAUAAAAAGUGGAACUCUUGUGUGCGUCGCCGCAGAUGGUUACGAUACAGAAGGUACAAGGCACAGGACACUUGGGUCAAGAUCCCCUCAGAUCAGACUGGGAGUCUUCCUGACCCGUUUAAUGACAUCACUUGUGGUGGUUGGGAGAUCACUGAGGAGCCCAGAGGAUGUUUGGCACUGUGGGCUGUUUCUUUGCAGGGCAAGGUGUGGUUCCGCAGUGGCAUCAACCACCAUAAUCCUGAGGGCUCUGUUUGGAAGGACGUGUCCGUACCAGGAGAGGUCGUGCAGAUCAGCUGUGGGCCGGGUGACCUGGUGUGGGCCGUCCUGUGGGAAGGUCAUCUGCUAGUCAGAGAGGGGAUUGGCAGAGACUGUCUCAACGGGUCAUCGUGGGUAACAGUGGAGUCACCAAACACUGCAGUGGGUGUUGUGCAUGUAGCUGUUGGUGUGAACGUAGUGUGGGCUGUCACUAAAGAUCAUAAAGUCUGGUUUAGGAGGGGUGUAAAUUCCCAUAAUCCUUGUGGCUCAAGUUGGAUUGGUAUGGUUGGAGAAAUGGUCAUGAUCAACGUGGGUCUCAAUGACCAGGUGUGGGGUAUUGGUUUUGAAGACCGGGCCGUGUAUUUCCGUCAGGGUGUGACUGCCAGCGAGCUCAGUGGGAAGGCCUGGAAGGUUGUGUCUUUGCCCAGAGAUAAUGACCGUUCCCAUUCUAGUGCCAGCGCCAGCAGCCUGCAGAGUGCCGGUUGUUUCUUUGGCGGCGAGGUACGUCUGCAGUCCCAAGCAUCAAUGUUGAGUGAUGCAGAUGCUGAGACUGACACUGCUACAGGAGGAGCUGUCCCAACACCUGAGAUGGGAGACGCCCCUAAACCACGUAUACCCAAAGUGACCAGCGACAGCUUCAUCUCAGAGCUUGUGUCUGAUCGUGAGGGUCAAAUUAGUCGGCGUGACGUCCCUCCAGCUGGCCCAUCUAUUCCUGAAGAAGAGCAGCCAGAAAAAGAGGUGGACGACAGGGUUUCUCCAGCUCAGAUUCUGUCUCCUAGUCAAUCAGGUGGAGUGGAUCCUCAGUGGAGCAAUGUGGACCUUGAGGAAGCCCAGACUCAUCUCGCAUCAGGAGCUGGAGGAGACGCUGCUGAAACCUGCAGCCUGUCUUCUGUAGCCACCUAUAAUUUGACCAUAGAGGAGCCUUAUGGGGCAGAUGAGCAUCCAAAGUGGGCCUGGAUCAGCGGUGGAGGAUGUUUAGUUGAAUGUCACUCACAGCUCAGCUGGUUCAACUCAACUACGUCUACAGCCCUGAACUCCUCCAUGCAGGCCAUGUCUCUCUCCAUCACACCUGCUCAAACGGCAGCGUGGCAUAAACAGAUAUUUGAGCAGCUGAGCGAGCGCUCCAAGAGAGAAAUGGAGAAUUUCAUGCAUUAUGAGCAGGCCAUUGAACAGUCUGUGUGGGUGAAGAAGGGCACCAUGCAGUGGUGGAGAGACUGGAAGCCUCAUAAGUGGGUGGAUGUUCAGUUUGCACUGGAGCAGUUUUCAGGAGCAGAGGGGAACAAGGAUGGAAUUCUGUUUAUCUACUACAACUUCAAUGAUGAGAAGAAGUAUCUUCAUGUGUUCAUCAAUGAAGUGACAAUCCUGGUGCCGGUACUGAAUGAGUCCAAACACACGUUUGCCAUCUAUACAGCCGAGCGAACUAAACAGAGGUGGCCCAUCCGCUUGGCAGCGGCAACUGAGCUGGAGAUGUACGACUGGCUGGCCCUUCUCAGCGUGUCCUGCUGUGACUCCAGAGGUAUUCAGGGACCUCCUUGCAAACAAGCCAUAUGGUCUGUCACCUGUAAAGGGGACGUCUUUGUGAGCGAACCAACAAAAGAACUAGAGGCAUCUCCCUACCCUACAGCCUGUGAUCAGAUGUUCUGGCGUCAGGUUGGAGGGCAUUUGCACAUUGUGGAGUCCAACAGUCUUGGUGUGGUGUGGGGGAUCGGCUACGACCACACCGCUUGGGUCCACACUGGAGGAUAUGGAGGAGGCUUCUUUCAAGGUUUGGCAAGCAGCACAGAUAACAUCUAUACACAGACUGAUGUCAAGAGUGUUUACAUAUAUGAGAACCAGCGCUGGAAUCCUGUCACUGGUUACACUGACAGGGGUCUUCCUACUGAUCGUUACAUGUGGAGCGAUGCCUCUGGUCUGAAGGAGUGCACUAAAAACAACACUAAACCUCCCUCUCCACACUGGACUUGGGUUUCAGAAUGGUCUAUUGACUAUUCUGUAGCAGGAGGGACAGACAAAGAAGGCUGGCAGUAUGCAGCUGACUUUCCUGCGUCAUACCAUGGAUAUAAAACACUGAAGGAUUUUGUUCGUCGCAGACGUUGGGCCAGAAAGUGUAAACUGACUACAACCGGCCCCUGGCAGGAAGUCCCACCUAUACAGUUGAGUGACAUAACAAUCCUGCCUUGUGGGCCAAAGAGCACUGUAGAACAGGUGUCAUUAUGGGCCAUCAGCAACAAAGGAGAUGUUUUGUGCCGCCUGGGUGUCACAUCACUGACUCCUGGGGGGUCGUCAUGGUUACAUGUGGGAACUGACCAGCCUUUCAAGUCGAUCUCCAUAGGUGGCGUUCAUCAGGUCUGGGCCAUUGCUAAAGACGGCUCUGCGUUCUAUAGGGGCUCAGUGUCAGUCCAAACCCCAGCCGGAGACUGCUGGUAUCACAUACCCUCUCCAACUGGACAGAAGCUCAAACAGGUGUCAGUGGGAAGGACGUCUGUAUAUUCAGUGGAUGAAAAUGGUAAUCUGUGGUACAGACAUGGUGUGAUGCCCAGUUACCCCCAGGGCUCAUCAUGGGAACACAUCUCUAAUAAUGUGCGCAAGGUGUCUGUGGGACCUCUGGACCAGGUGUGGAUCAUUGCAGAUAAGGUACAGGGCAGUCACAGUUUGAGCUGUGGCACUGUGUGUCACCGGCUAGGGGUGCUGCCGAUGGAGACAAAAGGACACUCAUGGGACUAUGGCAUAGGGGGUGGAUGGGAUCACAUCACAGUCAGAGGAAAUGCCAUGGAGGCUCCUCGCAUCAUGAUGCCAUCAGUGACCAACAGUGGCAGCAACCAAACAGCAGCACGCAGUCCACUGCUAACCAGGAAUCAGCCAGAGCCCAAUGGAAACCCAGUGGGUUGUUGAGUUCAUCAUGCUAACCCACUCUCUACUGUAGCCAUCAAUUGUUUUCUGUAGCGCUUCUCUCAUAAAAGGCAGAUCUCUAGCUCCCAUUCGGAAAAGGGUUGGAUUCAAGCUCCUGUAGGGGACGGUUUAGGUGAACUGAGCUUGUUUUGAGGGCUCUCAUAGAUAACUUCCUCUACUUUUUAAACACUCACAUCAUGUUUUUUUACAUUGGUUAGAGGAUCUUAAUUUAACUUUUAUUUAUUCGUCUGUGGUCAAAUAACACCCAUUUGCAGUUUGAUUCUUUAUUUGAAUCCAGGGGCAUUAAAUACAAAAAACAAACAUCACAGUGUAAGCUACUGAAGUCACUCUACAAGCAUUUUAUAUUGAACACCACACACAUAACAGUUUUAAACAAACACCUGCUUCUGGGAUUUCACAGCUCGGCUGCAGUGGCAUCAGCGUAAAAGAGUUUGUAAUACUUUCAGCAUCUGCUUGUAUCUGGUUAUUGGUAGUUACUCUAUUUGAAGGCUGGGACAGCACAGUGAUACUGUACAAACGCACUACACGUCCAACUUUUUGGGUCAGUAAGAUUUUAAUAUUUUUCCCAGUGAUGGGUUGCAGCUGGAAGGGCAUCUGCUGCGUAAAACAUAUGCUAGAUGAGUUGGCGGUUCAUUCCGCUGUGGCGACCCCAGAAUGUUAAAGUGACAAGCCGAAAAGAAACUGAAUGAUUGAAGAUUUUAAUAUUACUUUUAUUCAGUAAGGGUGCAUCAAAUUGGCCGAAAAGUGACAGUAAGUAGUUUUAAAAUACUAAAUUAUAUUUAUUUUAAAUAAAUUAUUAAGGCUUUCAAUUAAUCAACAUUCUGGGGGCGUAAAAAGCAUCAAAUCAGCAUAUUAAAAUGAUUUCUGAUGGAUCAUGUGACACUGAAAAUUAUUAACAGCUGCUAAGAAAUAAAUAUCAAAAAAGAAAGUGUCAAAAAGGAAGUAUUUCACAAUAUUAUAGAAUUUUACUGUAUUUUGGCUUUGUUGGUGAGCAUAAAAAUCUUCUUUAAACACUUCUUACAAUACUCAAAUUAAGAAUGUAAAAAAGGAAAUAUUAAUAAUCUUACCAACCCCAAAGUUUUGAAUGGUAGUGUAACUUACUGAGCUGUUGUGGAGGAAAGACUGCAAUAUUUAGGUUGCAUUUGACAAUGUGAAGACAAUGUUGCGAAACAACAUUUCUCAGGAUGUCAGCAUAUUUCAUCGGUACAUAGAUAUACAAGUGAUAUAAUUCCAUUUAAAGGCAGCACAAAUUUCAGAAAGUAACAGUAUUUCUACUAAAUCUUUUUAUCAGGGUGAAUUCUUUUAUUCUGCUAAGUUAUGUUGUACAUGUGGAUGUAUAAACUUGGAUUAUUUAAGAGUAAUUAUGGUCCUAAUGUGAUGGGCAUUAUUUAAGGUCGCUUCUGUACAUAUAAAGAAAUGAUAUGCAGGCAUGAGAGAAACCACUGGAAAGACAAAAGGAAAAUAGUUUUAAAUGUAGACAAAUAACUACAGUGGAGUCAUUGUGUGUUUACAGUAAACUCCUCUCAGUGUCAUGUGUGCAUGGUUUGUGUCCUCAAUAAAUAUGAAAUCUGCUCCA
This is a messenger RNA of Danio aesculapii, 5302 nucleotides long. RefSeq names its product tectonin beta-propeller repeat containing 1a (gene tecpr1a). The transcript has 25 exons. Gene Ontology annotation, cellular component: membrane. The record is from RefSeq and is a predicted model, not a curated record. Lineage: Eukaryota; Metazoa; Chordata; Actinopteri; Cypriniformes; Danionidae. The coding region runs from base 112 to 3708 and encodes 1198 amino acids.